AUGAACAUCGACAUCGCCGCCAUCGUCGCCGGGAUCGUCGAGAAGGCCCGUCUCCACGAAAAAUGGAUCGCACGUCUUCGCAUUCUGAAGACGUGCGGCGACCGUGUUCAAGCCGACUUCGACAAAUUGGUCUUUUACGUGAGUUUUGAACGAAUAUUUCCAGAAUAAAAGUUGCUUUUCAGUUCGACCUGACGCACAAGAUGAGAGGAAUUCCCAACUUCACAAGCACAGAUGCUCGAUGGAUGAUCGUGAGUUUUCCUUUUUCAUAGACGAUUCACGGCUAGCUUGGGACGCAAAAAGGCGUGGCCUGUUUGCACUCUCCACUAACCAGGGCACUGUCUCGUCUCUUUUCGUGGCAGGACCCUUUUCUCGAUGGCUCAAGCCAGCCGUGAAUCAACUAUAAUUCCUAUUUUGUCAACCCAAGAUUCCUAAACCCUUUAAUAACACUUCGAAGACCUUUCGAGCUCCUAAAAGCCUCUAAAACAGCUUCAACUUGAGCAUCCCCUAAAAUUUUCCAGAAACUUUCAAACACUAGUUCAAGAAGACUACUUGAAGACGUCCGAACCUUUUCCAGAAACUCGCUCAGAAGAUCAUCACGACGCUGGACGACGACCUGGCGGUUUUGGAGAAGGAAAUCGUCGACAUGGACCUUCUCCACCGACGGACCGGCCAGAAACUUGUCAGAGAGGUCCUGAAAAAGGCCCAUAAAGUUCGUUAUGAGUGCCUUCGCCUCUCUGAAGCUUUGUCGCAUUUUCAGCACAACUGCGUGAGUUUUUUUUUUCUUUCACUUGGUUGUCCGAUUAUGAGGCUGUAUCUCUAUAAGAUAAGUCGGAAAAGUUGGAAAAAGGCUCUAGAAAUUCCUUUUUUGCUGCCUUUUCGCGCCAUUUUCUCGGCCGUUAUGCACCAUUUUUGCUGCCUUUUCACCAUUUCUCGAGCCUUUAAAAUCUUAGAAAAAUGGAAGGCUCGAUAAAAGGGACUCUUUUUGCUGCCUUUCUGCAGCCUUUUCGUUGCCUUUUUACUGCCUUUUUGCUGCCUUUUUGCCACUAUCCACCAUUCCGGCUUUGCCUGAGUCGACACCCGAAUCUCAACGUUCUUCUCAUUUUAUGACGGCUCCCCUAUGUAUUCCAGUAUUUGAUUGUAUUUUUUCUAAUUACAUUGUUAAUAUUAUGAAAUAUUUGAAAUAUUAAUAAACUUAUAAAUUGUUAAACAAAAACAGUAAAAACCACGAGAUUGGUUUCUCCCGACAGGGCCUUCGGAAGGUUGAAUUUUUGAAAAAAAUCAAGCUCAAUUUAUCCUUACUAGGGAACGUUUUUACCCACCCUCCCCUCCCCCUUUUCGCCGUCCAGUUUAACUUUUUGCUGAAACUUUGCUGAAGUGUACUUUAGGACCCCCUGUUUCCAGAACAGAAAGAAAACUUCUCGCAAUAAAUCUGUUGUCGAGUUAGGACACUUCAAAAAGGCUGUGAUAGCGGUUUUUGUCAUAACUUGCGCAUUUUGCACAUUUUGAAGCUCCAUAAUUUGGAAACAAGAUCUAUUGCGAGAAAAUCUUGAUCUGCAAUCAGGGGUCCUAAAAGUACACUUCAACAAAGUUUCAGCAAAAAGUUCAACCAGAGGGGUAAAAACGUUUUUCUGGUUAGCAGCCUUCAACCAGAUUUUCGAGAGAGAAACGAGAAAAUUGAGAGCAAAAUCAUCUGAUCGGCCUACGAAGACACGUAUAAAAAUGAUAAGAGUUAUAGUCAAUCCUUCCCGACUUGAAAGGCGAGAAAGGCGGGACGCGUAGCGUGUGCGUACGCGGUUCUUGGCACGAGUUCAGUUCAACCGCCAGCGACUAUUUGGAGAGCUCGUUCAUUGCUCUUCUCAUUAUUUUUUAAUUAUUUGUUGUGCGCAUUAAAAAUAGUAGAAUGGAUACAAAAAGAGCAGUGACCGAGCUUUUUGAAUAGUCAGUGACGCUUGAAUUGAACUCGUGCCAAGAACCGCGUACGCACACGCUACGCGUCCCUUCCUUUUUCCGCCUCUCUCACCUUUCUAGUCGGUUUUGGAUGGACUAUAGUCUGUGUUCCACGACUUGGAAUUUCACCGAACGACAUUCCGCUUUUCCGCUGCGUGUCUUUGCGCGCUUUCAAUUUUUUAUUUCAUUUAAGAACUCGACCAACACGUGUUCCUAGUGGAACAGUCUAUCUAUCUAUCAUAAAUGAGAACCAGUUUAAAAAGGGAGACCGAGGCCCGUAAAGACGCUUCGCGACGCAGCGGAACAGCGGAAUGUCGUUCGGUGAAAUUUCAAGUCGUGGCACACAGACUAUAAAUCGCUAAAUUUAUUUCGGAACGUUCCUUAUUGAUGAUUCUGGCAGCAUAAAAGCUGAUCAGAAAUCUUUUUUUCUCAAAUAAAAAAAUUUAAAAAAAUACUAAAAAAAUCUUUGUACCCAGUCCAAGUGUUCAGAAUGAUUUUUUUGAAAGUUUCUAUACGAGUUUGAAUAAACAUCUUGCAGCUUUCAAUCCUAAUCGAAUUUCUCUAUACAAUUCCAAACUGUACGAUUCCCACACCAACGCCAUUUCAAUCAAAUUAAGCCACCAAAACCUUUUCAUGCUCUCCAAAACCUCUCAAAGCUUUUAUUUUUAAUCAAAUCAACCCCCUAAAGAAUGGACCUCGAAGCGUAUAAAUACCGAGCCGAAACCGUUUUUGCUCACAUUUCCCAAUGAAGAUCGUCUUUCUGCUUCUGCUCCUCAUCGCCUUGGGAGUGCAUGGUGGAGGGAUCACGGGACCUGGUGGAUGUACCGACCGUAAGUAUUUAUAUUCCUAUAUUUCUCAUUUUAAUUUUCCAACGAGUAACUCUGGGGUUUUUCCUUGAAGCGUUUCCCCUCCUCGGUUGAAUUUUUUUCCUAGUGAGUGAAAAAGUUUUUAAACUUCAGCAAUACCGUUGUUUCAACUGCCUGGCUUCGGCUUCCCCAAAAUCUUCCAGAAAAGUUUCGGUGAGUUUUUAAUUUAGAAAAAAAGUCCAAAUAAGGCCUAUAAGGCUAAAUUUUUUUGUGAAAAAAUUAUUUUUCAGACGUUCUGAACGGGUUCAAUAAGCUAUUUGGACCCGUUCCCGGAGCCGGAGGAUUUGCCGAAUAA
Messenger RNA from Caenorhabditis auriculariae, 3108 nucleotides. NCBI's taxonomy places the organism in Eukaryota, Metazoa, Nematoda, Chromadorea, Rhabditida, Rhabditidae. The record is from the annotation of a GenBank genome assembly.